Clupea harengus (Atlantic herring) is the source of this 5613-nucleotide messenger RNA. RefSeq names its product ADAM metallopeptidase domain 22 (gene adam22). Gene Ontology annotation, molecular function: metalloendopeptidase activity. Lineage: Eukaryota; Metazoa; Chordata; Actinopteri; Clupeiformes; Clupeidae. The record is from RefSeq and is a predicted model, not a curated record. Gene Ontology annotation, biological process: proteolysis. The transcript has 31 exons. Bases 389 to 3226 code for a protein of 945 amino acids. Gene Ontology annotation, cellular component: postsynaptic density membrane.
ACCCGUCAUCCCACUUGCUUGUAGAUCUCGCUGUAUCCGCCGCUCAUGCAUAUAUGUAUGGGCUCGCUCCGCAGUGAGACGGCUGGGUAUUGAUGUAUUUUAAGGAGGUGGCUCCUGCUCCAUCCUCUGGCUCUGAAGGCAAAGAGUUGAAAUCGUUCAAUCGCACUCGCCUCGCUGUUCCAUACAACCCGCGUCUCAAUGCAGAGGCUGGAAGCGCAUCACUAAUGGCAACCAACACAAGAGAUUGCGGUAACGAGACGAGCACAGCGCGUUCGUCUAUGUGUGCAACCUUUUAUCGACUUUAGCAACGAAGCGGUCUGCAUUUUCUGAUUUUUUUCUUUUGGAUUAUUGGGAAGCAUAUUGGCUUCGUCGGGCAGAUUCAGAGACGAUGUCGCGGUUGGGGAUUUCCUUCUUGUGCCUGUGUGGAGCGAUGUACAUCGUAUAUUCCAGCAACCCAAACGAAAACGCCUUUUAUAAGGCUCGGCGUGAUGGAAGUGGGUAUCUUGGUAAAGAAAAUACAGUCCCCCUACGGUUAAUAUACCGUAUGGACAACUACAGUCAAACCACACACGACGUUCUCAACACAAGGAUCAGAGCGAGCUCCGACUCUAAACAGAGUAACCACGUAGCCCAAGCCAGCUUCCAGGUCGACGCCUUCGGACGAGCGUUCAUCCUGGAUGUGGAGCUUAAUCAUAAUCUCCUUUCCUCGAAGUAUGUGGAGAAGCACGUCUAUGAGGAGGGCAAAUCCAUCAUUUCCAGGGGGGGAGAGCACUGCUACUAUCAGGGAAAAGUUCGGGACAUUGCAGAAUCCUUCGUCGCCCUCUCCACGUGUCAUGGACUACACGGCAUGUUCUUCGAUGGGAAUCACACAUAUAUGAUCGAGCCUGGAGGAGACAGCAGUGUAGAUGUGGGUGAAACCCAGAUCCAUUUGAUCUAUAAAUCUCCUGGCCUGGAGGCUCCUGAGGGCUUCCUAUCUCCCAGAGAUCUCCUUGAGUCCCACUUUCAGACGCCACCUGUAUAUCCUGGCUCUAAGGUUGCACUCCGGAGAAGCAAGAGACAAGUAUCCAGAAGCCCACACAGUGUAGAGGAGGAGGCGAAAUACAUUGAGCUGAUGGUUAUAAACGAUCACCUCAUGUAUAAGAAACACCGUCUGUCAGUGGGCCACACAAAUAACUAUGCCAAAUCUGUCGUCAACAUGGCAGACCUGAUCUUCAAAGAACAGCUCAACACCCGUAUCGUGCUGGUGGCCAUGGAGACGUGGGCAGCAGACAAUCACUUCACCAUCAAUGACGACCCCAUGGUGACGCUCAAGGAGUUCAUGAAGUACAGGAGGGACUUCAUCAAGAACAAGGCGGAUUCUGUGCACCUGUUCUCGGGCAACCGUUUCCAUAGCAGCUGGGGAGGAGCCUCCUACAUGGGUGGGGUUUGCUCACUGACGAAAGGGGGAGGGGUUAAUGAGUAUGGAAAAGCGGAGGAGAUGGCCAUCACUUUGGCCCAGUCCCUGGGGCAAAACAUCGGCAUUUUCUCUGACAAGAAGAGAAUUCUCAACGGGGAGUGUAAGUGUGAUGAUAAAUGGUCUGGCUGCAUCAUGGAUGAUGUUGGUUUUUACCUGCCCAAGCGCUUCUCCGACUGCAACGUGGAGGAGUACCACAACUUCCUCAACAGUGGAGGAGGGGCCUGCCUCUUCAACAAACCCACAAAGUUGCUGGAGCCCCCAGAGUGUGGUAAUGGUUUUGUUGAGCCUGGGGAGGAGUGUGACUGUGGUACCCCUGCGGAGUGUGAGCUGGAGGGGGAGGACUGCUGUAAGAAGUGCACCCUCACGCAAGGCUCGAAGUGCAGCAAUGGACAAUGUUGCGGGAACUGCCAGAUGGAGUAUUCGGGGGUGGUGUGUCGAGAGGCAGUGAGUGACUGUGACAUUCCCGAAAACUGCACUGGCAACUCCAGCCAGUGUCCUCCAAAUGUCCACAAGAUGGAUGGGUAUACCUGUGAAAAAGACCAGGGCCGAUGUUUCAACGGAAGAUGCCGGACUAAAGACAGACAGUGUAAAUACAUCUGGGGAGAGAAGGCCACAGCAGGUGACAAGUUCUGUUAUGAGAAGCUGAACAUCGAGGGGACAGAGAAGGGGAACUGUGGGAAGGAUAAGGACACGUGGAUCCAGUGCAAAAAGCAGGAUGUUCACUGUGGGUAUCUGCUGUGCGCCAACAUCUCUCCAGCUCCCAGGCUUGGAGAGCUACAGGGAGGUCUGACCUCCUUCAGUGUGGCCCAGCACAGUGCUUCUCUAGACUGCAGUGGGGGUCACGUGCUGAUUGACGGGGACACGGACCUGGGCUACGUGGAGGACGGCACGGCCUGUGGCACCGACAGCAUCUGCUUCAACCAUAAGUGUCUGCCAGUGCAGGAGUUCAACUUCAGCACCUGCCCCGGCACCACCGAAAAGGUCAUCUGCUCCGGACACGGGGUGUGCAGUAACGAGCUGCGGUGUGUGUGUACUCUGGGGUGGGCAGGAGAGGACUGCAACUCCACAUCUCCUCUCAGCGCCCUCAUCGUGCGCCCCACAUCCUCGUCCUCAGCCCUGGUGAACACCAACAUCAUCGUCGGCGCCAUCACUGGCUCCAUCCUAGUGCUCGGGCUCAUCGUGGCCAUAUCGGCCUGGGGAUACAAGAGCUACAGGCAACGCAAAUACGCAGAGUCAGAAGUUCACAGAAGAUUCUGCCGACAAAUGCCAGCGGGUGACUAUGUGAAGAAGCCAGGCGACGCAGACUCGUUCUACAGCGACAUGCCGCAGGGCGUGAGCUCCAACUCAGCCAGCAGCUCCAAGAAGAGGUCGGCCUACCUGUCGCACCUGCAGAUCUACACCUGCUCCUUCACCCCCUCCAUGCCCUCCAUCAGCCAAAACAUCUCUCUGUUCGGCUUCAGGUCUAAUGGUCUGUCUCACUCAUGGAGCGAAAGAAUCCCAGAUGCCAAACACUCCGACAUCUGUGAGAAUGGACGACCCAGGAGCAACUCAUGGCAAGGGAAUGUAAGUGGAAGCCGUAGAAAGAUGAAGGGCAAGAAGUUCCGCCCGCGGUCAAACUCCACAGAGACUCUGUCCCCGGCAAAAUCACCCACCUCCUCCACGGGGUCCAUCGCCUCCAGCCGGCGCUACCCCUACCCGCUGCCCCCUCUGCCCGACGAGGAGCGGAAAGCCAACAGACAGAGCGCCAGGCUCUGGGAGACUUCGAUAUAAGAAGAUGCUGAUACCUACCCUGCAGAUCUUACGAACUACAUUUCCGUUCGCUUUUCUACAAAUGAGGAAUUAAAACAGGAACCGAAUUUAAACAGAGAAAAAACAAACAAGAAUGGAUGACUGAAGAUGAGGAUACAUGGGGGAAAAAAGGUGCAGUGGGGAGAAAAAAAAGUCCUCCAAGACUGUAGGGGGCGCUGUAGCAAGAGCAGCCCUCAUCCCACAUUCAGCUACACACUGCUAUAGUCCAUCGCCAACAAGCAAUGACACACCAACCCACUCACAACCACGGCGGGCCAACAUCACCAAGGCAACCAUUAGAUUUCCCCCUCAGAGUGGAUGGGAAUGAGUGGGCGGAUCUUUGGUCCCUCUAAGAACCCCAUUCAAUACCCUUUUCCCAUAUUGAUAUGCCCCGCCCCUUUCGAUACACAAACUCUUCUCUGAUUGGUGACCCAACUGCCUGAACAACGUUAGACAGGGCAGGGUGAAGCUAAUGUUAUUGCGGAGCAAGGGACAGGAAGGGAAGGGAAGCACGCAUUCACUGUAGAAACUAAAAAAAAAACACUUUAUGCAUGAGAGAAAAAAAACCUGCUUAAACCAUUCUUAGUGUUAUAACGAAGUGUUAAAAUGAAGAAGAGGACAAAAAAAAUAUUUUUCUUUUCUCUUUUUCUUGAAAUCAUACACUGUAGGUGACUGCAUGUGACUAAGGGGUUAACCUGUGUGCCAGUCUGUAUAAUUUGACGUCUCCACUACGCUAGUUCCGUUCUGUUUCACCUCCACACAGCACACCCCCCACACCCCCCCCCCCACCCCACAAGAAGCACGGGCCCAAAACCAUCUCUUGCUUUUUCUCCCCUCUCUCUCUUCUCCAUGCCUUUUGUACAUAUGUACAGGUCUGAGUUGAAAGACACACCGAAUGACCGGUGCUCUUUUCCUUCUCUUUCUUUUUUAAAGACUUUCUCUGGGAGGAGGAAGACGUGGUGUUUCUGAUCUUCCUCCUGCCAUCUCGUAGUAUGUGUUUAGGAGUACUGUGCGUUUGGAAAAGACAUUCCUUUUGUUUGUUAGACUAUUCUCCCCUUUACUUCCGUGUGUUUAUCUGUGAGAAUGUACGCGUGUUUCAGCUAGAGUGACUGUGUGUAGAUUUGUCCUCUGCAGAAUGUAACCCCCCACCCCCACCCCAACCCCUUUCAAACUAAUAAUGUUUCCACAGGCCAGCCUCAGUGUUGCUCUGACUGAUAUAGACAGCGUAACAUGUACCUGCACCCCUUUGAUAUGAGCAUGGGUAUGUUAAAUAGGAUCUGUGUAUUGGUGGAUUAUCAUUGAAAACAAUCACAGUUGCUGUGAUCUCAUCGUCCAAACUGCUGUGUCCUACAUUUCAACGGUGGCUGGAGGAUGUUGUGUGAUCUAACUGUAUAAGCACUGUAGUACUGUAGGGGGGCGCUGUUGAGAAUCUGUCCAUCUUGCCCUCUGAUGAUAGAUCUGAGGGAUCUCAUCAGUGAUGGUUGAAAAAGAAAAUGUUUUGACAAUACGGAUGGAGAAGUUAAUCGGUCUCAGCUGAAUUUUUUUUUAGAUGAGCUGAGAGGUUUGUCAGAAGUGUUAUUUGAGGGAUUGUAGUUUGAUGCUAGCAGCUAUUGGAAUGGCUUUAAAAAGAAAAACAGAAAAAUGUGAUAUGAUUGAAAAAAAAAAACAGAUGUCUGAUCUUUUUAAGAUAUUUUUUUCAUAUUUUCUCUGCUGGAUUCAUUCAUGCUUUUUGAUAGCACUGAUUAUACAUUCUGAUUUGAGUUGAAUGUGUCAAAUACAAACUUGCCUUUUUAAGCAAAUGCUUAACCAUCAGAAGUUAAUUUAUGUAGGUUCCAGUGAGAUAAUAUAUCUUAUGUAGGAUAAGAAGGUUACAUCUCCCUCCAUUAUAAGAAUUCAUCUAUCUAUACUAUUCAGAGGGUAUGUAUGUGUGUGUGUGUGUGUAUGUGUGUGUGUGUGUGUGUCUUUGAGCUAUUCACUGGAGGCUUGACAACACUGCGAUCAGUAGUUUAAAUGUGGUGGUCCUCAUGUGUACAUACUCCAUAUUCACCCAGACUCUUGUGUACUCAGAAGGCUUUUAUUUUAAAAUGUGAGCCUGCUGUUCUUUGUGUACCAAGGAGGCUUUUAUUUUGAAAUGUGGGCACUGAUUUCCUUUACCACUGUAUGCACUAUGACUGUACUUAAUAAUAUCACUGCAACAUUGAAAUGACGUUGCCAUGACGAGUAAUAAUAAUAACUAAGUAUUUUUAAGGUACCUUUUUAAUGUCCCCCCAUCCCAGUAUUAUGUAUAUAUGUAAUCCCGACAAAAUUAAGUGCAUUAUGUAUUAUUACUAUAGGUUUUUUUUUGUGUGUUAAAGACCGAGUUCAACUAA